AUGGGGGAAGCAGGGGGCGCGGAGGGGGCAGGGGGUGCGGGGCUGGAAAGGGCAGACGAAGGGGGGAUGGGGGCUCUAGGCGCAGAUGGUGCAGGAGCAGCGGGGGGAGGGGCGGUGGAGAUGGGGGGAUUCGCGGAAGGAGGGGUCGGGAUGGGAGGAGAGGAUGGAAUGGGGGGCAUGGGGGCCGGGGGAAUGUUGAAGCUGGAACCAGGGGAGGGGAUGGACGGGGAGGAUGGGGAGAAUUUGGAAUUAGAUGUGGGAAUGGAGGAGGGGGGUGGAGAGGAGGCGUUGGGAGGAGGGGCAGGAGGAGGAGGAGGAGAAAGAGGGGGAGGGGGAGAGGGAGGGGGCGGAGGCGAAGGGGGGACAGGAAGGGCGGGGGCAAGUGAGAAUGAUGACAUGGCAGGGGUGGGCGGCUCUGCUGAGCUGGACAGCGACGGGAGUGACAUGGCAUUUCCAGGGGCAGGGAUGCAUGGCACAGGGGCACAGGACAGCACAGGCGUGCAUGAUAGCACAACCGCACAACAACAACCCUCUGCUGCUGUUCCCAGGGAAAUCGCCCUGGGGUCGCUGGGGCACCUUCCAAGAAACUUCAGCCUCUCUGACUUGACUGCCGAUUUCCCCGGGCCCCAAAGCGAAGGCGGCCACAUGCUAGGGCUACUGCCGGGCUCACCUCCUUUCAUGAAUGCCGAUGAUGCAGAUUUCCUCAGACCACCCGACAAAGAUGCGCACGUGAAGCUUGAGGGCUCUGUCUGA
This is a messenger RNA of Closterium sp. Yama58-4, 753 nucleotides long. The record is from the annotation of a GenBank genome assembly. NCBI's taxonomy places the organism in Eukaryota, Viridiplantae, Streptophyta, Zygnematophyceae, Desmidiales, Closteriaceae.